AUGAAAUAUCUAAAUAUCGGUAACAGUCAUUUGGAAGGAAUUAAUUUACAUAGAGAUAAUCUACUUUGGAAUCAAGACUUUCUCACCUUAGAAAUGAUUCCUAAGGAAGAUCUCAGCUAUUUGGAAGAGAAAAUUUUCCCUAUGCAUUAAGUCCAGAAAGGCAAGAUGAUAAAAGAAGUUGUAAAAAGCUAGUAGCAUAAUCCAGUAUCUGCCCAGGAUGUGGAUGAUGAAUUUUUAAAGAAAAAUGAGGAACUAUAGAAAAGAUCAACCCCUUACAAAAAUAAAUUCUAAAGAAAAAAGGCCAAUGAACAGCUUUAAUAGAUGGCUCGAAAUAUGGCAUUAUAAAAUGAAAAGGGGUACAGUCCAAAAAUUAAUUCAAGUGAGAAACUUCAAGGAAGCAAUAAUAUAGAUCAAGAGGAUUUGAUUGAACUUCAAAGAUAAUUAAAGGAAAGGCUUUCAGGAAUGAAUCUACGUAAAAUCAUUCAGUAAGGUGGGAAAAGCAUAGAACUAUUACUUAAUAAAGGCCCCUUAUCCAAGAUUGACUCAUUUAACAGAUACUAUUUUAAUGUCAAUAAUACAGACAAUAAAUCAGAAUAAAAUUUGGGCAAAAAACUGAUAUAUUCUAGGAACCUGCCUUUAGCUCCCAGAGAAUCUGACAAAGAUGAAAUAGAAAUGUUCAAGGGGAGCUUCUUAUUUUGA
Molecule: messenger RNA, 699 nt
Organism: Stylonychia lemnae
Lineage: Eukaryota; Ciliophora; Spirotrichea; Sporadotrichida; Oxytrichidae
Source: the annotation of a GenBank genome assembly